AUGUCAACCACUGCACCGCUGAUGUUUUGGGGUGACAGCAAACAUGAGGGCGAAAACCCCCAAGACUUCAUGAACGCGCUCGAGUUGUCAUUCAUGCAGAAGACAACAGCGUUCUCCACCACUGAGAAAGUCAAAGUGUUCAUGCUAAGGCUGAAAGCAGGGUCGGCGGCAAAGGAAUGGUUCAACGGCCUUCCAGCCACCCAAAAGGACACCUGGGAGCACCUCCAAACUGCCUUUGAGAUGAGGUGGCCAGAGCGUGUGACGACUGCGAAGACAAGGGAGGAGAAGCAGGCAGCAUUGGGGCAGACUGUGUUGGAGAGAGUGAAGUUGGGAAAGAGGGAAAAGGUAGACAGUGUGGAGGAGUUUUCGCAUAUUGCAUGGGCAGAUAAGGUGGAGAGGUUAGUGGGUGCGAUUCCAGACAACACAGGGCUGUUGAUCACAGAAACGAGGAAGAACCUACCAAGGGUGAUGAGGAAAUUGGUGGGAAGUGGGCACAUCACCUGGAAGGUGUUCUGCGAUGCGGUUUGCGCGAUUUCCAUCAUGGACCUCAAUGAGGCUAUGGAAGAAGAGGCUGAUACAGUCACAACAGAGCAACUGUGUCUAGUGCAGCUGAACACACCCUCAAAGAGCACAAACCUAGGACCAGCACCCCCACAGCCAAAUUUCCGUUUAGUCCCAACACCAGUAGCCACAAGAGCAGCAUCUCAACCACGUCAAUCGCUUGUUUACCGUCCUGAUGCUGAUCGGCUCAUAGAUGUCACACGAUUGGCACUUCCGAUUGCCCCAAACACUACAGCAGGGCUAGCAAUGUACAAAGACCAAAUUGCUGCAUGGAAUGUGGCUAGCAGAGGCCGAGGACCCAACGAGUUACACCCAUACCCUCUUUCACCCAGAACGAGCCCUGUCGGGUCCAACAAGUGCUGGACUUGCGGAUUCACUGGCCACAUGCAUGCAAACUGCCUUCUGACUGCAAACAGAGUACCAGCUCUCAAAUUCAAGUGGCAGAGCAUUGCGGCAAGCAUCAAAAGCAGAGCUGCUGCUGCAGCAACCCCUAUCCAUCUGGUAGCAGAGGAGGAUGAGGCAGAGGAGGCAGCCAGGGAGGAGUAUUGGGAGUUUGAACAGUGGAAGGCCAGGAAGGCAAUGCAGGGAAAUGGGGAGGGGUUGUUGGCGUAG
Messenger RNA from Cyclocybe aegerita, 1173 nucleotides. NCBI's taxonomy places the organism in Eukaryota, Fungi, Basidiomycota, Agaricomycetes, Agaricales, Hemipholiotaceae. The record is from the annotation of a GenBank genome assembly.